AAUCAGCGUGUCUCGAACGAAGAGCAGUAAGAUGAAAGCAUCGUCUUGACAGGAGUCUUUUAGGAAGCCUCAGGUCAAGAGUAGUGAGGAUGGCUUUACCAAAGGCCCUGCGGUUCGGUGUUUUGAUGUUGGUUAUGUGCUUCACUUUCAACCAACCAGGAUUCAGACAGUCUGUGUCUGUCUUCUUUCAGGAUCUGAGGGAUGCCACAUCAUCCAUCCUACAUGCCAGAGAGAAAAGACAAGCCUCUUCUGCUCUCUCAAACUUUACUGAAUACGAUCUGCAACUUGUCAUAACCUUCUCUGACCUCGAGAGUCUCCAAACGCUUCUGAGCAACAUCAGCUUCCCUUUUGCGAUCAACAACACUGUGGAAGUCAACAGCAUCGAGACAACAACAGUGUGUACACCGAACAUAACUGGGUACCAGUGCGCAUGUGAGGAGAGCUUUGCCUGGUCUUACAACAACUGCGUUACGUAUGGGGUCUGUGACGCCAUUAUUGGUGACAAAUGUGGCUGCAUUAAUGGCCUGCCAGCUGAUGAUCAGUUCUGCCAGCCAAACAUCAGCCAAACAGUGACAACGACCGCAACACCAUCUUCUACACAAGCAAAUGAUCUAAUGGACUUCGAUGUGGUCAUCGUCGUUUUCAUCCCAACCUCUAGUGUUCGACCAAGUAUAUUCAGCGAUGUCAGAAGCACUGUACAAAAUCUUACCUUCCCAAUACGCAUCUCUCAGACUCUGGAAGUGAAAGAGAUCUACUUCACCACAGCCUGUGAUCCAAACUCUGCUAAUGGACUCCAGUGUCAAUGUGAGAGCGGCUUUGCUUGGCCAUGUGACAGGUGUAACAGCAGCAACUCAUGCAACAAUCAAACCUGUACAUGUUUAUAUGGACUUCCUCCCAAUGAUGAGUUCUGUCAGCCAGUCUCAAAUGCCACUAUAUGUGAGCCAACUCCUAUAGAAUGUGUGGACAUUGAAGUAAUCCUUGACCUGCAGCUCCCAGUGACCACUGCACCAUCAAACUUACUUGAUUUGCUCAGGGCAGCUUUGAGAAAUGAAACCUUUCCCAUUGAGCUCUCGCAGUCUUUAGAUGUUUUAGAUGUAGAGUUAACCACAGCUUGCUCUCCAAACUCCACCGAUGAACUGCUCUGUCAAUGUGAAGAAGGUUUUGCUUGGCCAUGUCACAUGUGCAACAGCAGCAAUACAUGCAAUGACCCCAGCAAUCUGUUCUGUACGUGUUUAAAUGGACUUCCUUCCAACAACAACUUCUGCCAGCCAAUCACAAAUUCCUCUGUGUGCCCAACUCCUACUCCAGUGACAACGGUCUCAACAACUCCUUCACCAAUUUAUGAGAUUGAUUUAGUCGUGGAAGUACACAUCCCAAUCUCAAGCUACCAGUCUGACAUGCUGGAUGAGUUUCGAGAGUCUCUGAACAACAAAACUUUCCUCACACCAUUCUCAAAGUCUUUAAACAUUACAGAGUUAUCCUUGACCACAGUCUGUGACCCAAACUCCCCUUAUGGAUAUCAGUGUGUGUGUGAAAGCAGCUUUGCUUGGCCAUGUGACAUGUGCAGCAGUAACAAUUCAUGCAGCAAUCAAACCUGUACGUGCAUAUAUGGACUUCCUUCCAACAACGACUUCUGUGAGCCAAUCACAAAUAAUUCCAUAUGCCCGACACCAACACCACCUCCAGAGCUAGUGGACAUCGAUGUGGUCGUUGUCUCGUUCAUCCCAACCUCUAGUGUUCCAUCAAGUAUAUUCACCUACGUCAGAAGCACUCUGCAAAGACUUACCUUCCCAAUACGCAUCUCUCAGACUCUGCAAAUGAAAGAGGUCAACUUCACCACAGCCUGUGAUCCAAACUCUGCUAAUGGACUCCAGUGUCAAUGUGAGAGCGGCUUUGCUUGGCCAUGUGACACGUGUAACAGCAGCAACUCAUGCAACAAUCAAGCCUGUACAUGUUUAUAUGGACUUCCUCCCAAUGAUGAGUUCUGUCAGCCAGUCUCAAAUGCCACUAUAUGUGAGCCAACUACUAUAGAAAUCAAUCUGGUUCUUGAAGUGCACAUCCCAGUGGACAGUUUACAGAAAAACACGCUCGAUACAUUCAGAAGGAAUCUGCUGAAUAAAACCAUCCCUGAUGUACAUCAGGCUUUCACAGUGUUAGAAAUAACACUGACCACAGUCUGUGACCCAAACUCCCCUUAUGGAUAUCAGUGUGUGUGUGAAAGCGGCUUUGCUUGGCCAUGUGACAUGUGCAGCAGUAACAAUUCAUGCAGCAAUCAAACCUGUACGUGCAUAUAUGGACUUCCUUCCAACAACGACUUCUGUGAGCCAAUCACAAAUAAUUCCAUAUGCCCGACACCAAAACCACCUCCAGAGCUAGUGGACAUCGAUGUGGUCGUUGUCUCGUUCAUCCCAACCUCUAGUGUUCCAUCAAGUAUAUUCACCUACGUCAGAAGAACUCUGCAAAGACUUACCUUCCCAAUACGCAUCUCUCAGACUCUGCAAAUGAAAGAGGUCAACUUCACCACAGCCUGUGAUCCAAACUCUGCUAAUGGACUCCAGUGUCAAUGUGAGAGCGGCUUUGCUUGGCCAUGUGACAGGUGUAACAGCAGCAACUCAUGCAACAAUCAAGCCUGUACAUGUUUAUAUGGACUUCCUCCCAAUGAUGAGUUCUGUCAGCCGGUCUCAAAUGCCACUAUAUGUGAGCCAACUCCUAUAGUGGACAUCGAUGUGGGCAUCGUCGUGUUCAUCCCAACCUCUAGAGUUCUGCCAAGUAUUUUCAGUGAUGUCAGAAGCACUCUGCAAAUUAUUACCUUCCCAAUACGCAUCUCUCAGACUCUGGAAGUGAAAGAGGUCAACUUCACCACAGCCUGUGAUCCAAACUCUGCUAAUGGACUCCAGUGUCAAUGUGAGAGCGGCUUUGCUUGGCCAUGUGACAGGUGUAACAGCAGCAACUCAUGCAACAAUCAAACCUGUACAUGUUUAUAUGGACUUCCUCCCAAUGAUGAGUACUGUCAGCCGGUCUCAAAUUCCUCUGUGUGCCCAACUCCUACUCCAGCCACAGCUGACCCGACAACAGCGGCCACGACGCCUGUAGCGACGACUGUAGCGACGACUGUAGCGACAAUCGAGCCGCUGAAAGACACUGACGUGAUCUUCGUCUUCCGGAUCCCAGCCUCCAUUGUGCAAAGUUAUCCAAUUCAACUACUCAAAAGCAAAUUUUACAACUUAACCAACGACGUAACUCUCCCAGCGUUUUUGAAAGUGAAAGAAAUAAAGUUGACCACAGUCUGCUCUCCCAUCACACCGGUGCAACUGCGCUGUCAGUGUGAGGACAGUUUUGCAUGGCCAUGUGAUCUGUGCAACACCAGCAACUCAUGCAAUGGCGACACCAGUCAGCAGUGCACAUGCAGAAAUGGACUCUCUUCUAUCAACCAGUAUUGUCAACCCCUCCUAAGUAGCACACCAUGUUCCGCCACAACACCCCUGCCAAACAUAACGGCACCACCGCCAACCAUAGCAACGCCAGAACCGACACCACCGCCAACCAUAGCAACGCCAGAACCGACACCACCGCCAACCAUAGCAACGCCAGAACCGACACCGACGCCUAAAAACGUAUUAGGCACCUUUACCAUCGACAUGCCGUUCGACAUCUCAUUCAAUGACAAGAACAAUCAAGUUUAUAAAACCAUUUAUGACGCUACUUUAAACAAGUGUACAAUUGUUUUAAAAAACAAGUGUGAGGUUAAAAAUCUGACUUUCACGCCCGGGAGUACAAUUGCUAAUUACGAGCUUAAUGUUUUUUCACCUGACCCACCACCAGAUAUCAAAGUUACAAUAACAAAAAAUGAAAUUUUAUCAGAAGUGGCAUCAAAAUACCCUGUCAGCAUUCCCAGUUCGAAGCCAUUGUCUGUUGAUCCAAAUCCACUCUACGUCGGGGACAGCAUAAAAGUGACCUGUGACCCAUCUGACCUCACCUCAACUGGCCUCAGCAUUAUUAACGAGACAGUGUCAUGGACACGAAAAGAAGGAGCCCUUCCCAAGCAAUCCAUUAUUGAUAAAUAUUCAAUCCUAAUCCCUAAAUUUUCAAUAUAUGAUGACGGGGUCUAUGAAUGUAAGAUAACCUGGGGAGCCGGUUCAACUUUCAUACAGACGAGGCAGCUGAUUUCCAAAGCACUCCCUCUGAUCACUGUGACUCCAAUCAGAGACACAGUGAAGUGUUCUGGGACAAGGGAACUGACCUGCCAAGUAGAUGAAUUGAAAGCUACAUUGAUCGAUCCAAAUGGAAAUGAUUUAGGCGUAGCAAGCUGGAACUUCGUGCCCUCUGAUUCGUGUAAUGAUGGUGAUGUGUUGACGUACAAAUGUAAAUUGUCAGGAAGGGACAGUGCAAAAGAAAUCACACUGAUACUAACCAGAAAACCGAACUUUGACUGCAUAAGUGACAUAUAUGGAAAUGCAAUAAUUGGGAAUAUAGGUGUUGGAAAAUGUGACACUAACUAUGAGGGGGAAAAGACAGCAGUUUGUAUGGAAGAUGGUAAAUAUGGAGAUGAACAAGACAAGUGUGUCCUACAAGUGAUUGUGGACCUGCUUGUUCGAUCAAAGGAAUUGAAUGAGUUGACUAUUCCAGUAUUCUUGGAGGAUCUCAAAAAUGCGACUGUACAGAAUAAUAAUCUGAUCAUUGAGUCUCCGGCGACCCUCAUUGCCAUGAUUAAGAUCUUUGAAAACGUCGCCAACGCAUCCACAUCUUUACAAAUCAAUCUAGGGAGAAAUUCCACAACGAACUUCCUAGAAAGUGCCGGCCUUCUCAUGAUUGACGAUGCCAGGGAGUCUUGGAGUUUUCUAAAUUACAACGACACCAGAAAUACAACAGAAGAAGAACUAUUGAAAGAUAGCUCCAGCUCUGCAUUCUUGAAUGUUUUUGAAAACUUACCAAGUUUUAUUGGCAAUGACACGCUGGACAUCAACACAGAUUUCAUUAUCCUGAACAAAACCAGGCUCACAGAGCCUUUCAGCAGUGUGUAUAACUCCUCGGUGGAAAUAGAAAUACCACAGGCUGGUGGAGACGAAGAAUUCAUCACCAUAAUCAUUUUUGCUUCAAUGUACAAUGUGCUUCCUGGAAGAGACAAGCUCAACACCUCCUCCAGCCGCGUCCAUGGCAGGGUUGCUCUUGUUCGUCCUGAAGUUGAAAUCUCAAAUAUUUCAUUGACAUUUGAUGUCAUAAAUUACACAAAUUUCACAAUAGGAAACCCUAAAUGUGUUUUUUGGGAUUUCAACCUCUAUGAUGGCCUCGGAGGAUGGAGUGACGACGGCUGCUCGUUAGUUUACUUUGAAAAUGAGACGGUGAGCUGCAACUGCAACCACACCACCUCCUUUUCCAUCCUGAUGUCACCCGACAGCCCUAGAAGUCUGAUUCUGGACUUCAUCACCUACAUUGGAGUCGGAAUUUCUAUGGCCUGCCUGGUCAUUUGUCUCAUCAUUGAAGCAGUCAUAUGGAGAAAAAUCAACAAGAACGCAACGUCGUACUUGCGUCACGUCUCCAUCGUCAACAUCGCUCUGUCCCUCCUGAUUGCAAAUAUUUGGUUCAUCAUUGGAGCGGCCAUUUCAGACGCAGACCAGAAGAAUCCUCCGGCCUGCACAGCCGCUACCUUCUUCAUCCACUUUUUCUACCUGGCCCUGUUCUUCUGGAUGUUAGCCUCGGCCCUGCUGCUGCUCUACCGGACUCUCAGUGUCUUUGACGGAGGGCUGUCUAAACUAACCAUGCUGAUCAUCGGAUUCUCUUUGGGAUAUGGAGCGCCGCUGAUCAUCGCGACUAUAACUAUAGCUGCAACUGCUCCUUCAAACGAGUACAUCCGGGAAAAUGUCGUCUGUUGGCUCAACUGGUACGAGUCCAAAGCUCUGCUGGCCUUCGUGAUCCCUGCACUUACGAUAGUAAUGAUAAACUUUAUCAUCCUGAUUGUGGUGUUGUACAAAAUAUUGAGAAGAAGAGUUGGAGGAAAUGCAGCCCAAACAGGAGAGAAGCACGUUCUGUAUGUGAUAGCCAGGAGUUUGGCUGUGCUCACGCCGUUUUUUGGGCUGACUUGGGGUUUGGGAAUCGGAACCAUGGUUGACCCCAAAAACUUUGGGAUCCAUGUUGCAUUUGCUUUCUUCAAUUCACUGCAGGGUUUCUUUAUUCUGGUGUUCGGAACACUGUUGGACAAAAAGGUGUGGUCGGCAAUGAACAUACGAUCACUGACGUCACAGGGUAGAACACAGAGCACCAGUGCUGGAACCUCAUCUAGUGGACUGAGCAACUUGUUCCAGAGAAUGAGAAGAAAUAGAGGCUCCAGGAGUGGGUACAAUGUGUCUUCUGGACCAAGUAAUAGUGAGCCAUUAAACACAUAACAUGUGCAGGAAACCAUGCCCAUAUCAGGAAAGCAACAAACACAAAUCAGUUUUUUUCCCUCAUUGCUACAGCUUUAAGUUAUGACAUAAUCUGAAAGAGCCCCGCUCGUUUCUCUUUUUGAAAAAUGAAGGAAGCAUUAAUUCUGCCAUCUUGUAAAAGCAGCAUUUUAGAAAGCUUUUCAAAGAUGUGUAAUGCAGAAAAGCUAAAUAUUUUAAUAUUACAGAACCUUUGUUUGUGGGAAAUGCACAAUAAUGUAGUACUACAUAAUUUUAAAAAAAAAUUUAAAGUAAUAUAUUUUACUUUCCUCAGAUGGAAUGGCAUGUGAGUAAAUUUUGAGAAAAAAGUUGUUUGUGGUUUAAAUGUCAGGUUUUAUAUCCACAAAAACUUUGGAAAAUAUAUUGGAUUUUUUAAAAUUAAACUAUGUAACUUGCAGCAAAAAUGGUCAAAUCCCCUAAAUGGAAUUGAGUUAUUAAUCAAUGGUAAUCUUUGUAUUGAACAGCUACUUCACUGUGUUUGCAUAACUUCUCUGUAAUCGAUGUGUUAUGCAAUGACAGCCAUUUAUAGAAGCAUUUUCUACUGUUUUGGUUUGUCAUGUUAUAUUGAUGGUUAAUAUUAUUUACAUGUAAGACAUUGUAUUGAGUCUUUCCUGGUCACAAGAGGAUACUAAAAAUGUGUAACAUUUACUGUUCCUACAUUUGCAUUGGAUCAGGGAGGAUUCUGGGAUUUCUGUUUUUGUUAAAGGGCACCACACAAAACUCAGCUAUAGACAUAAACACUCAAAGAAAUCCUCUUUAAACCUUCGGCAGCUCAUCUCCAGAGAGCCUCUGGUGUUUGAAGAUGUAAAAAACAUGUUUAUCUUGCUUUACGAUCUGUGUUUUGAUUGUAAAGUUAGGCAGACAUGUUUGCUUUGUAUCUCAAUGAAACAUCCACAAGCUUAUGAUUAAGAUUUUGUUUGGAAAUUAUUAUUUUUGUGUGCAAUCACUUUCUUGAAUAUAUCACAUUACUUUGAAAAAUAAUUUAAUUAUCGUACAUUAUUGAAUAUUAAAAUAAAGUCUUGUGAUAAAGCCUCUUCCUUCGACCGUCUGCAGUUGGUCAAGUUUAUUUGUGUAGAACAUUUCAACAGCAAGGCAGUUCAAAAUAAAGUAUUAAAAGCAUCAUACAGUUAUUGAGAAACCAUUAACAAACAUUUCACUAAACUCUAAACAGCAAAAGAAGAGACGAUGGUUUAACGAUGAAUUCAGAAAAAACAACAAUCCAGGCAGCACAGACAAAGAGCGGAUGCUGAGGCUGAAAAACUGGAAACAACUGGAAACUCAAUGGACGGUAGCAACAGAUGUAACUAAACAACUUUGCCAAGACAGAUAUAACAAGGACCCGACAAAGAACAUAGAACACAGAUGGCAUUAAAUACACAGAAGGUAUUCAGGGAAUGAGACUCAAUCAAGGGGCAGCAGGACAACAGGGAGGCUCAAUAAACACACACAGAAAAACGAAAUCCUUACAGUAACUGUCUUUAUGUUGUUUUGAAGGUUCAGGUCUGAGUCUAUCUGGGCUUAGUAUUUAUACUGC
This is a messenger RNA of Poeciliopsis prolifica (blackstripe livebearer), 7950 nucleotides long. RefSeq names its product adhesion G protein-coupled receptor F5-like. Bases 90 to 6380 code for a protein of 2096 amino acids. Gene Ontology annotation, molecular function: G protein-coupled receptor activity. Gene Ontology annotation, cellular component: membrane. The transcript is spliced from 45 exons. NCBI's taxonomy places the organism in Eukaryota, Metazoa, Chordata, Actinopteri, Cyprinodontiformes, Poeciliidae. Gene Ontology annotation, biological process: cell surface receptor signaling pathway; G protein-coupled receptor signaling pathway. The record is from RefSeq and is a predicted model, not a curated record.